Messenger RNA from Anisakis simplex (herring worm), 3633 nucleotides. Lineage: Eukaryota; Metazoa; Nematoda; Chromadorea; Rhabditida; Anisakidae. The record is from the annotation of a GenBank genome assembly.
AUGGCUGAGUCUUCACAAAGUUUCGUGGAACUGUCAUCAGGUGUCAAUCAAGAUAACAGCCAAGAAUCAUUGGCGCCCGAGGCGAAGCAAAUGCUUGAGAAACAUUUCGAAGAGGUAACACCAUCUUCUAACAAUAAGGUAACCACUCCACAGAAUGCAUUUCAAGAAGCUGCCAAAAUAUCGCGCAAUAAAUUUGUGAAUAUGAGCGAAGCAAACGAAGAACUGCAAAGAGUGAAAGAUGAAAAUUUUGAACUGAAGAAAGAAAUUUUCAUUCUGAAGCGUGAAUUACCGAACGUAAUUGAUGCAGAUGGGAAGGACAUCAUUGCUGAGUACAUUGAAUGUCGCGAUAAGAUAUUUAACGCUGAAACACGACGUAUGGUGUUGGAGGAGGAGUUGAGAACCAUGAAAAUGGAGAUGAACGAUCAGAAGAGGAAAUUCGAACAGGAUCGGGAGGAGUUGAAUUGUCGUUGGAAGAAUGCAAUCGAGGAACGCGACUCACUCAGUGAAGAAUUGGCCAAAGUUGGUUAUUUUGUCAGUGAUGAAAGUAUUAGUAAUAAUAUUAACAUGAAGGAACGUCGUGAACUGUUCGCAAGUACACGUCUGACGAACAAGUUGCAAGUAGAGCUAUCAGCGCUUCAAUCGAACGCAAUUCAGCACUGCGUUUCAAGUGAUGAACAAGGUGACAGCACGCUGGAAAAUCUAUCGAUAAUGUCAACCAGGGACAAGGUGAUUGAAGAUCUCAAAGGCACAUUACUGGAAAUGACCGUUAAGGAGAGUGGUUUACGUGAUAAAGUUGACUCAUUGAUAGCUGAAAUUGAGAGUAGUAAAAAGAAAUUGAAUGAGGAAAAAGAAUUGAGAAUUUCUGCAGAGAGGAGCCUGGCCAAUCUUCAAAUUCAAUACGAUCAGCUAACUGAGGAAAAAAAGCUCGUUGAGAGCAAAUGGGAAGGUGAGAUGAAAAAAUGGAAGAGCGAUAUAGAUAAACGUGAUAAAGCGAUUAAUUCAUUAUUAAGAAAACUGGAGCAAACAAAUUCGCUUUUAAUGAUGAACUCAACGGGCAGAAAUACGAGAAAUGGUGACUCUGAGAUGAACAAUGAGGAUGGUGGAAUGAGUGCGAGCGAAGAAAUUGAUCAGAGCUCGAUAUGGGACGCGGAACGUUUGCGUGCCGAAAAUUCCGAAAUAAACAAGGAACUGGCUAGAAAUCAGCAACUGCCCACGAGUCAAUCGUUUACCGAUAUGAUGAAUCUGAAACAUAAAGAAAUCAGUGUUGGUGUAUCGUUCCAUAAGGAGAGCAGUAUCAGAGAGGAUGAAAUACGAACAAAUUCAAUGAUGAAUCCGAACGUUUCAGAAAUGGCGUCGAUGGCAGGUCUUUAUGAUUGUUCACUUGUUGCCGUACAACAUCUCGAUACCGUUGGCACAAAAAUAUCACAACUACACAAAAUUUGCUAUCGACUCUUCGAAAAACUGCGCGGUUGUGCUGAUUUCCUUCAGUCUUUGUUGGACCAACUCGGUAAUAGUGAGAAAGGACAAGCUCUAAUUGAUGAAAUCCAUGCGAUGCGUCUCGAUUUUGAUCAGUCGGAAAUGGAAGCAAGCGAACUUCUCAAAGGAGUUGAGGAGGCGAAACGUGGUAUCGAUGAAUUCAAGGAUGUUUUAAGCAAAUCGAUUGAAAUUUCAAUGAUAAACGUAUCGACUUUGGCGGUUGACGUGAGCAGUGAUCAAGAGAAAAGGAAUAUGCAGAGAAUGGUUGAAGAAACGCAAGCGGAACUGAUGCAUUUACAGUCAAAGCUCAAGGGGAACGAAUCGGAAAUGGAUGGAUUAAGAUCAGAAAUCGCAACACUCGAAAACGAUCGGACAAAAUUGAUUCAAAAUUUGGAAGAAGAGCGAAGCAGCAAAGAAGAAUUGGAACGAAAAAUGAACGAGUUACAAGAGGUGAUAUCGGCGCAGGAAGUCGAACAUACAACGCGCAUAAAAGAAUUCGAAUAUCAAGUGAAUGACCUAGAGAAUCGAUGUGUUGAUGCAGAACGGGAAUUACAGCAGUCGUGUGAGCAAAUUCGAUUGCUCGAGAAGCAUCUUGAGGACAGUCAGAAGUCAUUAUGUAGCAGAAACGUCGAACUGGAGAAGAAUGUCGCAAAGUUGAAAUCAAAAGAAGAAGAAAUGAAUCGUUAUGAAAUGGAGUUGGCGUUGUUAGAGCAAAAGACCAAUCAUUUGGUUACGUCGUUCACCUCAAAAACAACCAAGCGUCUUCGAAAAACUCAAGAGAAUGCUGAAUCUAAUAAAGAUCACGCAUCCGAAGACGUACAGGCGACAGCAACUGAACACUUUCCGCAGAUUUCUCUCAUCAGUAGUCAUUUGAAUUGUUUGGUUGGAGAGUUGGAUCGCGUUCGUGCUGAGCUGGACAUGUCGAGGAAGGAUCGCAAUAUCACCGAAAACAAAUAUCGUGAUUUGGUUGAGGAGUUAAACGCUGCUUCGGCUAUGAGUGAAGAGCUGAGCAAUAAAUCACAAAUAUUCCAGCAACAAAUCAAAACGUUGGAGAAGUUACUCGAAAAGCGCACUGCCCCACCAGUUCAGUCAAAACGUACACAGAGCGAUUUAAGAGCUACGGCAAUUGGUGCUCUUGAAGCAAAUGUUAAGAAACUUGAGAACGAAAACACGGCUCUCAAAGAGAAUUUCAACGCAAUGUGUGCAACGGUAGCCGAAAGUGAUGGCGGAUCGGUUGCAAGCAAAAAUUUGAAAGAGUUCUCCAAACAGACUCAACAACGCACCUGUUUCACUACGACCAUUGGAAGUUGCACUUCAUUAAGUGCAUCGGAGAUCACCGAAAUUGAAAAACAGCUUAAAGCGUAUGAAGAGUUCGCCACCAAAGUGUACGAAUUCAUCAGAAAAUGGAAUAAAACUCCACAGAAAGCAUCCAAGACAUCAUUCUCACCAGCUGACCUCAAUCAAUUGUACAAAAAGUUACUUCGAAUUCACGAAAAAAUCGAUGAGCAAAUUGAUCAAUUAAAAGAUCGGAUCAACACCAAAGAUCAACAGAUCGAAAUGAUAGCAUCAUCCAAUCCGCCUUCAGCGAAUAAGAAAGAAUCACAGUCGGUCGAACAUCCACCAGUUAAGUCUCCAGAAUCUAAUAAAACCUCAAUUAGUGACGAACAUAUAUCGGCAUUCCGAGUUGAAUUGAGUGAAAGCGAUUUCAACGAAACGUUACUUUCAAGCAACUGGAUUGUACAAGCUGUCAAGAAACUUAUUGAAAACAAACCUCUGAAGGAAAGAGAGCACAUUUUGAAAGAGAUGUUAGAAAAAGGACGAAACGUUCGAGGCCUUCUGACAACUUUAUGCAAUCGUAUCGAACGUUACGAGCAGGCUAAGCUGGAGCAAAAAGAAAAUAUGGAUCCCAAUGUUGAUACGUUGGAUACUUUCAAAAAUGAAAAUAUUCGUCUUCAGUUGGCAUUGGAUGAUGCACAAGAGACGCUGAAAGCAGCGUACGAAAAACUCAGUGCAAAGCCGGAUUCAACAGAGAUGAGUGAGCGCAUCGUACACGAACUGCAGAAAAUACUCCGAACAAUGAAAUCGACCAAACGCGAUGCACGCCUUUUGGACCGCAGAUCAAAGCGUAACUCGUCGGAAAGCGAUGUGAGAAAGUGA